AUGACCACCGAGGACUCUCGUAGUGCCCCGCCUGCUCCGCGCAAUAGCAAGGAGUUAGGUGAAACACGAGAAGAUUUUGUUGUAGAUUCGGAGCAGGUGGACGACAAAGACGGCGCGAACAGUCCCAAUACCUCUACCCGUUCGACCAUCCUGUAUGGCCAGGAGCCUUCUGAUACCUUCAAUGACAAAGUAGCGCAUAUUUGCUCUUCGGAGUUUCGCAACACGACGUUCAAUAUUGAACACAUUGAGGGGGGAAGCUACAAUCGCAUCACCGCCGUCACCAUCUUUCCUCGGCUUCCGGCGAAAUGGACCCUUCCAUGGCUUCGUUCAUUUCUCCCUCGCAUUACUGGCCGCCUUGAACCACAAGUUCCGAAAAACUACAUUCUGCGAACUCCGCGGUGGGAUCAAUCGCGCAACAACUGGGAUAUAUCUUACGACAUCCCAGCCCUGGAGUUCGCGAGGAAGCAUCUCGGUUCUGUGGUCCCACGGAUUGUUCGCCUGGACACGAGCCCGGACAAUAUUCUAUCUCGACCCUAUACAAUCCAGGACUACCUUCCAGGUAGAAACCUAGAGCGCAUAUGGAAGACUCUCACGAUGGCCCAGAAAGACUGUGCGCUACGUAUCAUUGUAGACUUCACGAUGAAGUUGCAGAUUAUCACGAGUUCUUCUGCAGGCAUCAUUGCACCUUCAAACGACAUUGAACAUAUGGCUAGCGAAGAAGAGCUGCAGCUCCAUACCUUCAAAGUCGGACACAAUCGGGUACCCACUUGGACAAAGCCGUGGUCAACACACGCCGUUCCGCAAACGACGCUGGAAUUUCUAGUCGAACAGGCGAGCCGCUGGCAAGAGUUCGAAGGCCACAAUGAUCAGUUUGUGAAUCCUGAAUGGGCCCACUUCAAGAGGAUUGCACAAUCACUUCAUGACAAGGGCUUCAUACCCGACACAGACAAAUUCUAUUUCUGCCACCUGGAUCUCUAUUCCCGCAACAUGCUUGUAGAGAUUGUCGACGAGUCAACCUUGCUUCUCACCGGUGUGCUCGACUGGGACGCGGAGUUUGCUCACUUCUGUCCCAAGUUUGUGGCCUACCGUGCGCCCUUCUGGUUGUGGCUAGAGGAUGACUCCAAUGAGUGGGAUGAGAUCGGAGGCAAUUAUGAGAUUAGGGCGUUGUCAACACCCGCAGAUGCUGAUCAAUUGGAGCUGAAGAAGACGUUCGAAGAAUUGGCAGACGAGGAGUGGCUACGAUAUGCCUUCGAACCAGAAUUCAUCAUAGCCAGGCGGGUAUUCGAACUUCUGAGGAACGGUGUACACGGCCCGGAGCAUUGGCAAGAGGCGAGGGAUAUCUUCCAGACCUGGCAGCAGAUGUACCCGGAGACCGAGGGGUUAGUGGAAGAUGAUUUGCCAAUUUGUGGGAGCGACUGUAGUAGUGAGUUAGAUGAAGACGACUGCUGCGAAUCCUCGAAUGAUGGGGAGUAUAGCGAGGACGAGAAUGACGACGCGGGACCGAAGGUUCUGAGCUGA
Cucurbitaria berberidis CBS 394.84 is the source of this 1518-nucleotide messenger RNA. RefSeq lists its product as uncharacterized. Lineage: Eukaryota; Fungi; Ascomycota; Dothideomycetes; Pleosporales; Cucurbitariaceae. The transcript is spliced from 2 exons. The record is from RefSeq and is a predicted model, not a curated record. The coding region runs from base 1 to 1518 and encodes 505 amino acids.